This is a messenger RNA of Drosophila grimshawi, 2051 nucleotides long. RefSeq names its product protein unzipped (gene uzip). The transcript has 5 exons. Bases 426 to 1946 code for a protein of 506 amino acids. The record is from RefSeq and is a predicted model, not a curated record. Lineage: Eukaryota; Metazoa; Arthropoda; Insecta; Diptera; Drosophilidae.
GUCAAAUUUUUGUCGAAGCAUGAAUCACUCAAUGUGGCAGCAGCUACUAUUACUUUGUGGCAUGCAUCAUGUGUAUGGAGUUUCCAGGACCUGCCUGCCCUACCUCCAUUGGAAUGGGCGCGCGUGAGUUUGGCCCUGUGACGCAGAUUCAGACGGAGACAAGUACGCAAAAAAAAAAGUAAAUGCCUGCAAGCAAACUAACAACUGCCACAGACUGAGGCAGCUGCUGCUGCUGCUUCUUCUACUUCUGGUGGCAUUGUCCUUGCUACUGCUGUCAUCUGCGAGGGGUGGUUUAUACUCGACGUUGUCUGCGCCGCGUUGUUGCUACACUCGAAGAAAUUGAGAUUAAUUGAAUUUGGCUGCUUUGAACAAUCGAUUGAAAUUUCCUCGACUCAUUUGGGCACAAGAAAAGAAAAAUAAAAAAAAUGAAUAUGAACAGAAGACAAAGUUCAUCACCGCUGAUGCUGAUUGGAUGCAUGCUGUUGGGAUUGCUGCUGCAGCUGGCCACACCGAUUGGGGCACAUGUGCAUCCCGUGUUCACAUACAAGAACGCCUCCACGCAGCUGGGUCAACUAGUGACGUCGGACACGCUGGUGUGGGAGACCUACGAUCCAAAUAGUGCCAAUCAGUUGCAAUCGGCUGUCGAGGGUGGCAAAUAUCUGACGGAGGACGAACACUAUCCGAUCUAUGUGUGUCGAGUGACCAUCGAUGGUGUGCCCACCUCUGGUCACACCGAGAAGCGGCAGCAGCGUCACGUCUGCGUCGCCGCCCUCUACAAACACAGCAUCAAUGCGAACUUCGAUGUGCUCCUGAACAAGGGGCAUUUGGGCAAGAUUGCCUGGAAACGUUGGCGCAAAUAUAAUAUUGGUGUGCCCAUCGGCGCCAUUCGCAUUGCCGAUGAAUCCUACAUUGCUCGCCAUCGGGCCACUGUCCACAAUCCGCCGACUGCCGAUGGCACUCAGCUGACGACAUCGCAUCACGGUGCUGACUACAAUCUGGGCAGACUGGAUGUGUUUGGGCUCGGCAAGAUCAAGGUCGUUGAAAACGAGCACGAAAAGACCUAUGAGGACGGUGAAGUACUCGUCGAAACGGAGCCCAUUAGAUAUGAGCUGCGCGGCAUCAAGCUCGAUAGCCUGCGCACCUCUCUAACCGAGAACAUCACUGAACUGGCAAAUGGCAUACUGGAGAAUCGUGGCGACACCUACGACACCAUGGAGAAGGUGAUGAGCUACAGUUUCGAUACGAUACAAUAUUGGGGUUCGCAUGAGGGCGUUGCCAAAGGACUACAAACCAAGGUCUUUGAGAAGAAUGUUGAAACACCGACGGAGAUCCAUUGGGCAUUGAAGCGUGGUGAGAAACGGCACGAGAACAAGGCCGUCUACAGUAAACUCUGGCCGGGCACGGCCAUCAAUGUGACACUGCGUGGCAACUAUGUGACCCUCUAUGCACCCUACACAGCCAAGUUGUCGGCCUUCUACGAUGACAGCGAGAGCGUCUCGCGCAAUAUUAGCGCAGAGGUUACCAAAAAAUACUUGAAGGAUGUGAAAAUGGAAUUCAGUCCCGUAUAUUGGAUUGAGAAUGGUACAAUGGUGCCGACAACAACCACAACAUCAACCACAUCGACGACGACAAAUCCAACUACGACAAGCACCAGCACCAAUGAACCGACGCCCAUCAAUGAGCCACCGUUGGUCCGCUUGGAGCAUUUGGGUGAACAACAUUCUGGGCCCGAUUCGCUGGAAAAGACGCUCAGCGAUUCGACGGCAACCAAUAAUAAUGAGAUCGGCUCGAGUGAUGCGCCCGAGAAUAUGUCCAGCAAGGAUGCAGCGCUCGCUGGCUUCGGUGGCAUGGCCGACAACAGCGGCGGCGGUAGCAACAACAAGAAUUUGGCGACUAGACUCGCUGUUGCAGCAGCCACAUUCACAUUGACGCUAUUAAAUCUGUAGAUGGGGAAUCGAUGGCCGGGGCCAAAGCAAAGGGUCUCCCAAUUAGCAUAGCGUUUAAUUGUUGUUGUUGUACCUGUUGUACCCGUCUUUGAGAGAAUUGUGUGU